This is a messenger RNA of Racocetra persica, 688 nucleotides long. The record is from the annotation of a GenBank genome assembly. Lineage: Eukaryota; Fungi; Glomeromycota; Glomeromycetes; Diversisporales; Gigasporaceae.
AAAACUGAAUUGAGAAAACAGUCAGAAGACGAGAAUUCCUUUUCAAAACAGUCCACUAAUGAUACAGUUCCCUCACUUCCAACUCUUACCCGGUCUUCUCUCAUCAUGCCAACACUAACUAAACGAUUUAGUGUAUUACGCAGAGGGGAUGCCCCCCCUGGCACUGCCGAGAAGGAAAAUGACUCAACUGAUAUACAAGUCUCUGAUAAUUCAAAAAUUUAUAACAUACAUAGUUCUCGACUACAGACAAAAUCAGCGCGUUCACCGUUGAACAAUCUCGCAGAGUUACGUGAAGAUGAAUCAAUUCACGACUUUUCAAUCUCUUCUCCAAAUUCUGUACAAACACCAUUACCAACUUCCCCUAUAAUUACAAAUGACGUGAAUCAAGAAAUAUCUAAUGCUAGAAAAUUUUAUGGUAAAAAUGUCACUGGUGGAUACCCUAUUCAACAAGGAUCUAUUCAUAAUCCUUCUAAUAUUAAAGAUACUACCGAUAAUUUAUCUUAUUCAAAUGUAAAUAAUAAUAGCCAUAUUGACGAUUCUCAAAACAUAAUGGUCGAGCCAUUAAAUACUGCUUCUACAUCGAAUGAUCAAAAUAAUAUGAAAGAUUCUAAUGAACAAAAUGUAAACAAUGUUAAAGAUAUAAAGAGACGGUCUAGUGUUUUAGAGAAUCCGACAAAAGAUCGUCCCC